UCGGUGCUGCCAGUAUACCCCGGGCGGCCUCUCGCCGAGGUGGUGGCACUGUCAGUUUCGGUGCCCCGCAUGUGGGCAGCACGAAGCCAGUCGGCACUCUGCGACAAUCGGUAGUUCCAGGGUGAAAAGUAGGAGAGAUAGUAUUGGUAUUUUUUCUCCAGUCUACUUACAAGGAUUUUCUCCUUCGUAUUUGUACCAGGGGUGUCUUUGAGACCUUAGCUAUGACGCCUCACGAGUUGGACCCCGGAAGAUUCGAGCGUCAAGAAGUUUGCCCAUGGCGGAGAUAGCAGCGUAUAUUUUGGCGCGCUGACCCAAAACUGUAUUUGUUAGUACCAUUUCGUCAUGUAUGAUUACGGCUUCCGGGAGGUCGCCGAAGAACCGGGAUUCCUGUCGAGGACCGCCCUCAACGACACGGUAGAUCCGAGGAUCGAGGAGACGCGCUUCGUGGCCUACAGCAUCCUGGCGCCCAUCAUCGUGAUCAUAGGAAUGGUUGGGAAUCUGCUCACGAUAUUCGUGCUGAGGUUACCGCAGUUCAGAGGGGUGACGUACACGCUGUUCUUCGUUCUAGCCAUCAGUGACCUCCUGUCCCUGUUCUUCAGUAUAUCGCUGCUCAUCCACCUGCUGGAGGAGGGAACUCGCGUCUAUUCGACGGCCGCCUGGUACUCCUACUGCGAGGUCGUCUUCACGAAUGGCCCCAUGAGCACGUCCACCUUCGUCAUCGUCAUCAUCACCGUCGACCGCUACUUCUCCGUGUGUCGUCCAACUCAGUUCAAAACGAUCCACACCAAACGCAACGCCAGGAUAGGCAUCGCCUUAUCCUUGGCUCUGGCGCUGAUCGCCUGGGGACCCAGCAUUGCCCUAAAAGAACCCAAGCUCUACCAAGACUGUAAGACGACACCCUUUGAGCCUCCCGGUGACGGCGAGUGGUGGGUGUCCUGCAUGAAAUCGGAAGUCAGGGAUAGCACCUGGUACGUGGGAUACUCGUGGGUGCGGCAGGCGGUCACCAUAUUCAUUCCCGUCGUGGUCUUGGCCGUCCUGAACGCUCUGAUCAUGAAGGAAUUCCUGCGACUGCGCCGGAAGAAGAGGCUGAUGUUGGGGGGGCAGCAGCCGAAGGACUCCCCGGCAGCGGAGCAAAGAAAGAAACACAACCAGCACCUCAUUCACCUCCUCGCUGCGGUGACGCUCUCAUUCUUCAUCACAAUCGUGCCAUCGGGCAUCUUCGGCGCCCUUUACGACGAGAACCUCUCAACGAGGUUCAAGUUCGAGGUGUUCAGGGCGCUGGCCAACGAUCUUGAGAUACUGAACCACGCCCUCAACUUCUACCUCUACAUUCUGUACAGUAAACCGAUAAGAGACGCCAUUUCAAACACCCUGCAGAGCAAGAGGAGGCUGGGUGUCAUGGCGCUUUCGCACAUCCUGGCGGUCCUACGGAAAACCGGUCAGGGGGGGUCGCAGAAAGGGAUUUCACACAAAGAAAACGGCACCAGAUACCUCGAACCGGGUCCUGAAGUUGUUUCAGAAAAUGAAUCCAGCUUCAACAAAAUCGUCGCUGUGGACGAACCCCCUGAAGCUAAGUUACCUACCCUUAACAAAAGCCGUCCCGCCGACACUCAGGAUAACGCGUCCCAUUUCGAAUAUCCACUGCAGGACAAAGAGCCCGUGGGAAACGUGUAUCAGAGAGCAGUCAUGAAUCACAUGAACAAGCCCCCUCAUGGCUUCCAUACAAUCGUCCACACAGCUGAGGUUCACGAGUCCCAGCCUCAGGAAGAGAGCGGGCCACUCGAAUCGGAAGUCAAAGUCGCGAUCAUACAAAACGGACACUUGCCUCAUGAAACCGCCCACUUGGCGCGCAGGUCUGAAACACACCUACCAAAACAGAAGCCCGCAGAGGGCCAGGGAGAAAAUGAAGACGAGGCUACGAAAAUUACUGUUGGUGUUGUAGAAGUCAAGAGUAGUGAUAAAAUACCCGGUGGACUUGUCAAUCACGCGUUCCGGCUAAAUGAAACUCCUGUGCAUGACGCUGGCAAAGAAAAUCUUCCAAAUGGAGCAAUAAGGACGCCAUUGUAAGAGACAUUCAUGAUAGCCUUUAUAACAAAGAUCCUUUAAUUUUUCCUCAUAAACCUGUGCAAAACAGAAUUACAUAGACACUUCGUUCACGGUGAUUAUUUUACGUACAAAAAGGACGGUUAUGUAGUAUAUUGCUGUUUUUAGGAUGCAGGCUACCUACCCUCCUACAACCAACUUUUCAGCUGAUACGACAAUACUGGUAAUUUUUCCUCUGACUGUUGAUCUAUUGUAAGUCUGUUGAUAAGAUUAUUUCUGUUAAUAAAUCUUUAUAUAUUUCAUAAA
This is a messenger RNA of Macrobrachium nipponense, 2349 nucleotides long. RefSeq names its product probable G-protein coupled receptor B0563.6. Gene Ontology annotation, biological process: G protein-coupled receptor signaling pathway. Gene Ontology annotation, cellular component: membrane. The transcript is spliced from 4 exons. The record is from RefSeq and is a predicted model, not a curated record. The coding region runs from base 343 to 2067 and encodes 574 amino acids. Gene Ontology annotation, molecular function: G protein-coupled receptor activity. NCBI's taxonomy places the organism in Eukaryota, Metazoa, Arthropoda, Malacostraca, Decapoda, Palaemonidae.